AUUAAAUAUAGUAACACCGACUACGCAAACUGAGUGUCCGUGUGUUACCGAUGAUUCCUCUGGAGGACAUCGCGGAUCCGGAGUGCAAUAGUGGGAGCGACGUUUGAAUCGCGCACGGCACUUUUGUUUUUCUUUUCUUCCUCUUACCUGGCACGCUCGUAGUGUGGGAGCUUGGAGCAUUCUUCUCGACAAGGAGCUGCAUCUGGCACCUCGACAGUGACGGUUUUGUUGGGGGGUCCAGAUCCUGGUCGCGAUCUGUGGGUUUGUGCGGAGAGAGUGAGUUGGGUGAGGGAUCCAGAAAGAGGAGAGCAGUGAUCUGUAAAUGAUCGUCGAGGGUACUCUCAAGUGCUGCCGUGUUUUGGUGUUUUUUGGGGAAGGGAGCAGGGAGGGCUGUGACCCGCACCGUUUCUCUCGUGCUGCGCCUUCGGAAGGUGGAUGGCGAGUCAUACAGAGGUGAUGAGCCAUGCAUUGCAGAUGGACACGGAAGAGAAGCAACAUAAAAACACGUUACAACUUGGAAAGAGCAACAGGGCCAAACGAGAGUCAUCGCCUCCUCGCACGCCUGAAAAAUCUUCGGAGCUUGUCCCGAAGGAUGAGUCCAAAUCACAAGGAAAUGGCAAGUGGAAAGAUCGUUUUUUUCCGAAGUGGAAGACUCCGACCGCGGCAUUCAAUGGGAAUUCCAACAGUCAUCACACUUCAUCUGUAGAGAAUGCGGUGCCAGCUGAUGUGGAGAUGGAAGAAAACUCAGAAAUUACAACGACACUGAAGUUAUUGAAUAAACCGGAUCAACACAUGGCUCAGGGCGUUUACCGUGACGACGGUGGAGGGCCGUCCCCGCUAAUCCUUCUGAAUACCGUGACUGCAGCACGGAAUGCCGUGAAGGAUUUCUCUAAGGAUUUUGUGGCAUUAUUGAAAGACAUGCCCGAUAAGGGUGAGUCCUUUCAGAAGCGAAUGCGGGAUGAGUUGAAUUUGGUUGCUCAGGAUGCACCGGAAGCGAGUGACUCGAAAUUCGUGGCUCAGGCUUACAUUGCCCUCCAGUUAUUUUCAGGAUUUGAAAACGCCUCGUUUUGCAUUAGCAAUACAGGAGAGAAACCAUGGGAAGUGCAGCAUACGCGCGAUUGUUUUGAUAAGUUUCAAGAAUGCAAGGAUAAAAGUCAGACGGUUGCGCAUCUGCUGGAAACUGGGUUAAAUACCAGUUUUCUUUCCCGAUUCUGUUUCAGCAAAUUUGCAAGUCUAAUUCCUAAAAAACUAGAAGAGGGUCUAUUUGGAGGAAAAUGUCCAAAUCAUAGCGAAAUAGCACGUCACAGACACCCGAACACGCCUUUCUACAAGAGUUUUUUAUUCGCAGCUGUGUCCAUCUGGUUGCUCCAGAGGUUGGUGUUCUCAUUUGAACAGAGAGUUAUCACGUAUUCACCUUUCAGAAGUGAUAAUUAUCAGAGGAAGUACAUGGAACCUGCCAUACCUGGAAUCGGUGACAAUGAAGAAGAGGAUGAUGAUGACUUUCUGGAGGUUUUGUUCACUGUGUUUCCUGGAUUUCGAAUCAGCCAGAGCAUCGUCAAGAGUAAUGUGUAUGUCGUAAAGAAAUCUUGUAUACAACCGGUUGUGAAGGGGUUGUAUCCUCAGGUAGACGACUCAUCAGCAGUACCGGAAAAUAUACAAGAGUCCACCCCAGAUUCACAAACAGAGGGACUGGCACCAUCCCCCUAUUCGACCACAUUGCCCACCCAAGGAGAGUAUUCAACGCCUACCGGGAUGGAUGCACGAACGUCUCCCCUAUCUGCGGUCCAAUCGACUACCCCGGGGAGGGAUGACAGGUUUACCACGGCGAAGAUCCAAUCUCAGGACACGGAUGAGCUUGAGACUUCCUCCUUACCAAGUAAGAAUGAUCUCAAACUUAGAGGUGACUCUCUUCCAAAUCCAUCUAUUCCUCAACGGGAAACUUCUGCAAUCAUCAAUGCCAAAUCUUUCUCUGCUACCUCCUCCCCCAAGUCCUCAAAAAGUAAUAAAACUUGGAAAAUUUUAACCAGGUUGUUGCGCGCAAGAAAGAGUUUCGUAAAAUCCGAAGCCAAUGUCCCAGCCAACUGCCAGACACCAGCUGGGGGAGGAGAAAAUUAUAAUACAGAAAACACUCCGACUGCGAAGCCGCCUGUACGAGACGAAAGCUUCUCAUCUGCGGGUGCUGAUGCUGCUGGCGCUCCUGCACCUUCCGUCCCUAGUGUUGGCCCCUCUCCUCCAACAGACGAAGUGGGCAGGGGUCGAAAUUCAACACUCGUUAACGUAGACUAGUUGUGUGAAACGUGUAGCAUCCUGCUACUGUAGCUUCUGUAACAUUCCUGCUUAUUGACCUGGGAUUGUUGUCGAAAGUAAUUCUGAUUCUUCGAGGAUAUAAGAAAGCAACAGAUCCUCAAGUCUGUGUUUAUAGCUCUGCUUUUGAGUUCUGUUACACUUCCAUUUCGUUUGAAACCUUCCUCCAUUUCACAUGC
Physcomitrium patens is the source of this 2483-nucleotide messenger RNA. RefSeq lists its product as uncharacterized. The record is from RefSeq and is a predicted model, not a curated record. Lineage: Eukaryota; Viridiplantae; Streptophyta; Bryopsida; Funariales; Funariaceae. Gene Ontology annotation, biological process: negative gravitropism; response to red or far red light.